Molecule: messenger RNA, 5941 nt
Organism: Xyrichtys novacula (pearly razorfish)
Lineage: Eukaryota; Metazoa; Chordata; Actinopteri; Labriformes; Labridae
Source: the annotation of a GenBank genome assembly
GUUCACGGUCACUCAGCUCGUAGUAGCGGCUUAGUUUCUCUCCGGAGAAGACUAUAAAUGGGAUGAAAUCAUAUAAAUCGAUGACAAUAAAUAAUGUCUUGUCAAACUUUUCUUUUUCGGCUUCUUGGUUUUAGUUUUUCGCUGUUAAAGCGGACUAACUUUGACAUGUUCCUCCCUGGUAACGCCUCCUUCUCUGCAUUGUGUCUGUGAUCUGAAUCAAAGUUCAGGUUAGCGACUUGUGUGAGAGUCCGCUGGGUCAGAGGUCACCUACCGAACAACUUGUGUCGUUUUGUGACCAUUAACGCUGCAUAGGUCGGUGGGAUCGUUUCCCCCGUGACACUGAACUGUUUAGUGUAUUUUUUCACACGAAGCAAAAUGAGUCCAACGGGAGAAACAACCGAUGAAACCUCCAAACCGUCCGUUCCUGCUGAGAUUGACGCCGAAGACAAGCGGAAAAAGGCGAAAGUUAUUUUUGUGGUUUAUGUCAUCGCCGCUUUGGACAUCACAUGGAUGUUUCUGCAGUUUACUGUCACACCUGUAAGUAUUUUUGUUAUGUCAGAGCAGAAAGCUAAGAUUUCCGUGCGCACAGUGAACGUACAAGCAGUCACGGAAACGUGCUUUAUGCGCGAGUUUACGUAAAUCACUGUCUGAUAUCGUUAUUUUGAAUGUUGAUAAACUUCUUGUCGUAUUUUUUGACAGAUCAUAUGCAUUUAUGGACUACCCCAGGGUUGCUGUCUUUUAUAAAAGGCGUAUUUACAGCGAAACUUCUCCUGCCUUUCCUCUAAGUUUUAAAGACCCUCCAAACCACAAUGUGAAGUAUUAAAUGACAUAAAAACUAAAAAGCCCAGUGUAACAGGUAAAACAUAAACCUACAGAUGCAGUAUCAGGUAGAAAUGCAGCUGGAUUGCUUUGAACUGACUAUAACUGUUGUAUGAUUGUCUUAUGUCAUUGUUAUGUAAUAAUUUUAGAUGGUGGUGAAAGUUUAGGCACAUUACUUUGAAAAAAUGUCAGACACUAAUUUAAACAAAGAUAAAUGUUGGUUGAGGUGAGUUAUUGUUUGACAUAUUUAUGAUCACCAUAUUACUCAGUAAUGAAGAGUUUGUAUGUUAAACAGUCUGAGUGAUGUAAGACUUUCUGUUAAUCCAUGAAUUAGUUCACUUUUAAUGUCUAGCAUUAACUAAUAGGCCUACUGUUCAUUCAUGUGUCAAAUACAACACAGGGUCAGCUCUCCAGUGUUCUUAAACUUCUGAGUUUUACUUACAGACAACAGCCAGGAGCAAUAACAGUAAAACUACAGUACAUACUGUCAGCACUUUACAACAAAAAACAGUUAGAAAACAAGAAGCAUUUGGCGUGACAUGUGCAAAUGGCUAAAAGGGGGCGAAAAAAGCGGAAUAACUCUUUAACCGUGUGUCUGAGAAAUAAGAUCUGACCGCUUAAGAUUUAAAGUAAAGAGCAGUAAAAAAUGUACAGAACUGAUCAAAUCUAAACAUGUGUAAAUAGUUCUUCCAAUGAGAGACUGGGUCUUCAGGUUCAGACUGUUUGUUUUCACACAACUUGAAAUGACGUAAAACAAAAAUACAUGAAAAACAACUUUUCACCUCAACAAAGUUAUAAAGGCAUAUAGUGUAUGAUUAGCUAAACAGUGUGGAUAUUGCUCAGACUAUUACACCUACAACUGGCAUGAUUGCUGCAUCCAGAAAAACGUAGUGCUAAGUUUGUUAGCUUGAGACCAGCAGCAUAUACGGUAAAUUACUGUUAAUAAUAAAUAUACAAUACGACACAAUACACUACAAACUACGUUGUCCCCCAGGGGAUUUUUGUCUGCAUUCACAGUGAUACAAAUGAAUACAAUAACAGUAUUAAAAACCAACACGAAACACCAUGCAAACAGAAUACACAAACAUAUUUCACAUUAUUCAACAGCAGUGUGCUAAUGAACUGACUGCAUUAAAUGACACAGCUGGUGAAUGAAUAAAUGAAUCAGCAGUAGGACAUUAAUUACUCAGUGUGCUAAUCAUAAUCUUAAUUACUCUAUGAUGUGGUGAUCAUUAGAGCAUGAGUAAGACGCACAUUAGCACAUGAUUAUCUGAACUUUAAAUUAGCAUCAAUAAAUUCUCAUGAGUGGAGCGGUAUCUUAAUGUCCUUUUGAGGAUCAUCCUUCACAUUUACAAAAAGUGCUUCUUCUGACAAAACAAGAGUUUAAACCUCUAAAUUAUUACAAAUACUUUUUAACAAGAUUGUUUUCUGUCUCUUUAAGUAGAGAGGACUCUGUAUAUGAAAUAUGUUUUUAAAAAAUCCGAACAGGAAGGCUGGGAUUUUACUAAUUUGGUUAAUUUGUUACUACAUGAACUCCUGAAAACUAUUAUCUAGAGGAUGAUUUUAAUGUGAGUUCUUAUUUUGUCCCCUGUCUGUAGUAUUUGGCGAAGAAACUUGGCUUCGACACUUUGUGGUUCGGUUAUUUACAAACCACAGUGGGUGUGAUCCAGCUGUUUGGGGGUCCCAUGUUUGGAAGGUAAGUGCCAAACACUGAAGACCGGACAGCAGAUUACUAUGUAUGUUAUUUUUAAUGUGUCACAGAUUAAGUGACCUCUAUUCUCACUCGUGGCUCCUGAGUUUGGCUUUGUUUUCUCUGCAGGUUUGCAGAUCUCUUCGGAGCACGAAUCGCUUUGUCUCUUGCUUGUAGUUCAACGAUAGUUUUCUUUCUGCUGCUGGCCAUAGCAGACCAUCCUGCCAUGCUCUUUGUCCACAAACUCCCCACAGUCUUCAUGCACGUCCUACCAGGUUAGCACCAGUUACUCUAAAGUCCUGAUGCUUUUCCCUCUGAACUAAGGCUGUAAAGAAGGCCCAGAAUCAGUUAAUAUUACAACUUUUUCUUAAAUUAAAAUGACUAUUUCUUUAUGCGAUGGUUUAAAAACAUCAGAAACCUUUUUGUUUUCCAUUAAUUUUAUUGUCCUUUCUCAUUAUUUUAUUCCUCUCUGGUCUCCCGCAGCCUCUCAGAUGGUCGUCGCAGACCUUUCAGAGCCGGAGAAACGGGCCGAUGCUUUAUCCAAACUAGCUCUGUGUUUUGGGAUUGGUAUGAUAGCCGGCUCCACGCUGGGCGGCCAUCUGAACACACGCUAUGGGUAAGUUUCAGUCCUUAUAGUCAUCUUAAUCUGGAAAUAUUGAAUCUUCAGGAGUAUAUGUCUUUCUGGUAUCAGCUUUUGUGAUUGACUGUAUUAGAGUCCCUGGAGAACGUAGUAAUGCUUAUGUUGUUUAUGCUUUUGUUGUUCAGUAUAAGUCUAUAAAACAGACACUUUCUACUCAGUCAUUUGCCUCAAUGUAAGGAAGGUGAAAGUAAGUCAGUGUUUCAUCCAAAGCUCGUUCUCUUCUUUGCCUUUAUAUGUGAAUAGAUUCAAAGACAAAAGUGUCCGCCACAAAUGUGAUGUUUUUUUAAAGGGAGGCCUCCAAGUGUGAAUAUUUCCAACAUCAUCUGUAAUAAAACCAAAAUGUUCAAGACUUUCGACCUCCCCAACACUGCUUUUAUUGUUAUUGUUGUUUUUUUUCCCAGGGAGACAUUCACAGCAUGUUUUGGCGCUGCAGGGAGUGCCGUCUCUUUACUGCUGGUUUUAAAGUUCAUCCCCAAAACCACCAAAACUCAAGCUUCAAGUACCGACACGAGAGGUAAGACAUGCUUCACUCUGCUCAGCUGCCAGUGAAUCUAAAUUAUUGUCAGGUUUAUGACCAUUUUAAAGCAGCAGAGAGUUUUCCGGUGUUUUUUAAAUUCAUAUUGAUGCUUUUUUAUGAAAUUUAAAAGUAAUCGACGACAGGGUGCGGGUCAGAGAGAGAACAGAAUCCUCAGCUUUAGAAUCAAGUUCAUUUCAGGUGUCUGACACGGUGAGAUCCAUAUUCAUCCUCAAUCUGGUCACCAAAGCUAUGACUUUACCACAGCGUAGUUCUCAUAACGUCACGACUUCAGGAGUUUUUUGACGUUUAUGAAAUAAAUCACGUACUGAUGUUUUUUCAUGGUUGAAUGUUAUUUUUCCUUCUGUUUAUGAUUCGAAUCCAAAUUUGCUGCAGACGACAGCAGAAAGAAAUCCGUCUUUAAUGUUGGAGAAAUCACCAGACUGAUGAAGUAUCCCGGUGUGACGCCCACCUUUCUGGUGAAGAUCAUCUCAGGUUUGCCUUCAGGUGAGAAAUAAAAACUUGAUUUUGAGCUGAAACCUUAUGGAGGCUGGGACUGUUUCGGUUCUGCAGAGUUAGCUCUCAAUCUCUAAACUCUGGACUUUCUUCCAAAGGUAUUUUCCAGGUCAUGUUCUCCAUUAUCGCUCUGGAGUUCUUCAAGCUGGAACCUCAGCAGAACGGUUACCUGAUGGCUUAUUUUGGCAUCGUCCAAAUGGUAGGUGCCGCUCAGAUUCCUGGAAAAGCUGAGUGGCUGUAGUGCUCAAAGGAUUAUAUCAAUCUGGAUGCUGUUUCAGGUCAUGCAGGGUCUGGUGAUCGGCCGGCUCACGGCGAGGUACUCUGACAAAUCGCUGCUGCUCAUGUCCAUCGGAGUUUCCUCUUUGGUUGGACUGGCUCAGGUACGUCCAAACACAUGUCCCAGGAGGGAAAAAGAAGCUCGUUGAAACAGGAGACUAAAAAUCUCUCUGUUUGUUUCUUCCUGCAGGCGUACAUGCAGAACGUGGUCCACUUCUGCAUCAUCGUCCCCCCCAUGAUGUUUGCUCUCAGUGUGUUCAAUGUCAUCACCGACAGCAUGCUCACCAAGAGCGUACCGUCCUCUGAAACAGGUAACAGAGACAAACUAAGCCUCAGUCUGCAGAUUCACCUGAAAUCAAACAAAAAUAACUCCUCUUACUUUAGUCGUUUAAUAAACCUUACAUGCUUUGUUCACACAGGCACUAUGAUGGGACUCUGUGCAUCCGUACAAUCUCUUCUCCGCACAGUGGGACCGACUGUCGGCGGCUUCCUGUACGUGAACUACGGCAUCUCAUCUAUAGGUUUAAUCGAGUUUUUUGUGAACGUUUGUGUGUUUGUAUUCAUGCUGCAGCGUUACCUCAAGAGCACGACAGAGCACAGGGACUGAAAACACUCACCUGAAGCCUCUCAUCAUAGAAACAAAACCCUGUUUGAUUUCAGGACCAAUCAUUUCCACAGAUAUUUAUAUUAAAGCACUCUGUCUCAGUCAGUUAUGACCCAAAGUGAGUCUUUUCAGUUCUCCAUUUUGUCAGCUUUUUACUCUGGUUCACAUUUACACCACUAGGUGGCAGCAAACCCUCUAGUUUUACACAUACCUCUCUUGAAGACUGGCACUUUAAGGUUGUUUCGCUGAUGCUCAGAGUUUUAAAACUAUAUCCUAACUGAUCCAAAGUGGACCAAUGAAUAUCACUUUUAAUCCAGAGCAGGAAUAUUUUGUUAAUUUGUCAUGAAAGUUUAUUUUUUGUAUUCAUCAUUUUUGUCAUUAGACUUUUUAAAAAGGUGUCUUUUGUACAUUAUAUCGAUUAAAGGCGAGAGCUACUGCUGUAAUGGAAAAGGUCGAAGUGUGCAGUGAUUUAUUUUGAUGAAAAAGAGGAGCGCAUCAUACAUGAUUACAGAAUAAAUAUAUUGCAUAUUUCCAGCUUGGUUUAGCGCCUAUAUCUUUGUUACUGAUACACAGUUCUGCAGCUGAGAAGAGACUUUUAUCAUGUUUGUUCAAGCAGAUUUAUUUGUUUCAGAUUUUCCUCCGGGUAAAUCAGAAAUCUUGAUUCCUGGAGCACUUUUUAAAACUCAUGUCACAGAACAGAACAGAGUCCUUAAAACACAAAAGCAAUCGAAGCAACUAUUCCAAUCCUGUGAACUCAGGAAAAAGCUCUCCAAACUUCUUCUACAGCUGUUGUAAUAAUCCAGGCACUUUCAGGCAUGUUGAAUAGUCUCUGUGUAUUAAAAUGAAGAGGAAGGUCAGAUUUUGCAUUUUUUUCCCCAAACC